Messenger RNA from Brachypodium distachyon (stiff brome), 908 nucleotides. RefSeq lists its product as uncharacterized. Gene Ontology annotation, biological process: proteolysis. The record is from RefSeq and is a predicted model, not a curated record. Lineage: Eukaryota; Viridiplantae; Streptophyta; Magnoliopsida; Poales; Poaceae. The coding region runs from base 1 to 549 and encodes 182 amino acids. The transcript has 2 exons. Gene Ontology annotation, molecular function: aspartic-type endopeptidase activity.
AUGGGGAAGAAAAAAAAAACAAAUUUCCUAAAUAUUAAAACAAAAUUUCUGCCAUAUCCCCGCCGCGCUGCCGCCCGCCGCCAUCUCCCCGUCCCCGCGGCUGCUGUCCCGCCCUGUCCCGGCCGUACGGAAGGCAUUGCCGAGGCGGCGACCAUGGAAGACGACUCGCCGGCCACCGCGUUCAACCGGAAGACUGCCGUGGAUGCGGAGAUGGCGUACGCAGACACGGACGACUCGCCGGCUUUGCGCCGGCAGCCCAGCUCCGCGCCGAACAGCACACGGUUGGAUGCCCGCAACCUGUUCGAUGAUUUGCUCGAACUGCACAUGCACCGCGCCGCCGCGCCCAAGGAGCACCUCGACACAUGCUACGACUUCUCCGGCGCCGCACCAGGCGGCGGCAGCGUCAAGCUGCCCAAGAUCACGCUGGUGUUCGACGGGCCGAGCGCCGCCAUGGAGCUCGACCCGUCAGGUGUCCGGCUCGAUGGCUGCCUCGCGUUUGCACCGAAUUCUGACGACCAAAUGACCGGGAUCAUCGGGAACGUCCGGUAGCAGGCGCUCGAGGUGCUCUACAACGUCGACGGCGCCACCGUGGGGUUCCGCCCUGGCGUGUGCUGAGCCCUACGAUCGUUCGAUCGAUCUCAUGGGCUGCUUCGACCUAAAUAUCUGCCACCGUUCCGGCCCAAGGGAUAUAUGCUGGGCCUGAUAUAUCCCCCUGGCCCAAUAAAUUAAGCCCCUUUGAUUUGUAUUUUGUGUGCUACUAUAUCUUAAGCUUAUUGGUGUGGAAGGAAGAAGCUUAAGAAUCAUUUUUUUAUUAGUCCAAGAGGUAUACUAUAACUUCUUGGACCUUGCUUGCGUGUGUACUAUAUGUAUGGUCAUCCUUAGAUGAUCGAGAAUAUAUUGUUCGGCCA